AUGGAGAAAAUUAUGAGCUCUGCGAGUGUCGUAUCCACCCUUAGCUUCCCUCCCUCAUCACCUAUCACUACCUGCUUCGCUCUUGUGAAACCUACCUGGGUAGGAUUGGUAGCCAGGCUGUGUUACAGCACGCUAUCACGUAACAUAAAAGAUAAUUAUGACGGAAUAUAUCUGUUAAAUAUCUCGCUGGAAUCAAGCAUUUCCAACCUAGGUGAUGAGACGCAGCAAAAUCGUUCAUUGAGCUCCUAUGGUGCACUCAAUCCUUUAACUUUUCAGUACGUCCAUGAUAUUUGUAGGUCCGGGUCGGGCGUUGUCAAGCACUAUUCGAUCCAGCAUGUCACCUCCUAUUUGAACGAGCUCGAGCCUUUGCGUGAGAUUUUUGAUAGUGAUUUGCAAUCCAUGUUCAUCAAUUCAAAGUAUAUGCACCAUGCUCCGACGAUGACAUUUAUGAGACCUCGGGGAUUGCCUACGCCCAAGUCUUACACUACCACAUUUGUGCGUACUUCAACCGUGCCGUAUGUCGAUAUGUUCUGUGCUACAGUAAUUUCCCCAAUAACUAGAAUGGCUUCCAUCAUGACUUUCAUCGGCUCACUUGCGCGAACCAGGGUCAGCACCAACAUGACAACCUCAUGUGCAGGCAGUUCCAACAAGACCAUGGCUGCGCCAGCGACACGAAUGGCUAUUUGGGGCAUGGCUGUAACAUCAAAGCCAAUAAGCCAAUAUACAGCCCGAAGCCGGGCCUCAGGGCACCAAUAA
This is a messenger RNA of Lindgomyces ingoldianus, 756 nucleotides long. RefSeq lists its product as uncharacterized. The record is from RefSeq and is a predicted model, not a curated record. The transcript has 5 exons. Bases 1 to 756 code for a protein of 251 amino acids. NCBI's taxonomy places the organism in Eukaryota, Fungi, Ascomycota, Dothideomycetes, Pleosporales, Lindgomycetaceae.